AACACCACCGCCCCGCCGGACAGGUUAAUCAAAUACCUCAAAACAUUUCCAAACAACUCUCAUCCAUACUGGGGAAUGUAUCGUGGCCUCAAAUUUAUAGAUAAACAUAAAUGGGCUAACGCACCACAUGGACCCAUAAUGCUCCAUGUAUAUUCCCGGACCGAUGCGUGGUUUAUUUACAGGUUUGCAACAUUUCAUCAAAAAAACCGGAUUACUGAAUGUUUCGUUCGGGCAACCUUGAGGGUGACCGGGCAGCGGUAACGGGGCAGGAUCAGGGGUUCAAUGGCUGGAGUUUUGCGGAGGCAGUGAUGAGGGACGGUGACCGAGCCUUUCACUUCAUUGGAGAUGAGAGGAAGUGUGUCAUGGGUGCCGCCACGACCAAGGUGCAGUGACAUCACUAUUCCGACUGACUCGUGGUGCCUUCAUGCCAGUGCGAGGCGGCGGGCCAAGCAGGGAGACAAGACGGUGUGGACAGUGGUACAAAUUCCCUUCAUGUAGUGGUGUGUUGAGGCGAGUGGCUCGGUGUCUCCAGUGCCAGUGAAGCAAGUGCAUGUCCUGAGCACAGCCACGUGCAAUGGGUGAGAGAUCUGGUCACUUCCAAGUAAAUUUCAGAGAUGAAGUUAAAUCAUCACAAAGCAGGACUGGUGGCGGUGUUGCUUGUGUCAGCAGUGUUUCUGUUUUACUCCCUACUGAGCCAUGAGCUGCCCAGUAUGCACUUAGAGCCGGCCAGCAGUGUUUGGAGGUUUUGGAACUUUUCCCGGCAAUACCACGGGGUGGCACCAAACACUACAAUCUUGGGACAUGGAAAAACAAAUCAUACUUCAUCUCCCCAACCAAACACCACUGGUCCUCAAACUGUUCACCGCAAACACCAAGUAGACAGAAAAAAUCUGCGGCGCCUCACAACACUGUGUGCAGGAGACUCCUGGCCCCGCACCGCCUCGCCUCAGCCCAUGCCGACGACCUGCCGCCUGCUGGAGCAGCGGGCCAGGGUGGUGCAGGAGGUGUGUCACCGCCAACAUGUUCAGCAGGCGCCACCGGGUACAAAUAGGUCUCAGGACGGUGACGAGCCAGGAAAAUACGUGGAGUACGUGUCUCGCAAACAUAUUCACCUGCUGCGGCGUGCCUUCACUCUUACUUGUGUCAUCAACAAAGUGGCUUCAACAACUUUGGUCUCCAGUCUGAUGGCAGCCAAUGGACAGCCGCUGCCGCUGCCAGAGGGCACCUCCCCGCACGUGGUGGCCGAAGAUACGCUCACGCCAAAGACAGACAAUGAGUUUGAGUUUGCAAGGAAACACUUCUUCAAAUUCCUGUUAGUCAGACAUCCCUUCAGCCGCCUGCUGUCUGCUUACCGAGACAAGGUGGAGGCAGCACAACACUGGUCCCUGAAGCAAAUGAGGGAGCACAUCUUUACAACUCUUGCUGAAGCAAACCUAACAGAGAGGAGACCAAACGAUGACUCAAAGAACAGUGAUGACAUCCCUACAUUUAGAGACUUCCUGGAAUAUAUCCUGAUCACUAAAUAUACAGGAGGAGGGUUUGACUCCCACUGGGCACCGUACUGGCACCUGUGCUCCCCCUGCUUUAUCCAGUAUGAUGCCGUGGCCAAACUAGAGACUGCACAGACCGAUCUCAAGUACAUUUGGCACCACAUGAGGUUAAAAGAGACAGUGCCAUGGAUCAAUCGGUCAAGCCAGAGCAGCAGCAGUGGCAGCACCGUCAACCACUACUACCAGAGCCUCAGUCCAGACCUCAUUGCCCGAGUGUACCGUCGCUACCGCCUGGACUUUGAGAUGUUCCAGUACGAAAUUCUGGAUGUUGUCAGGGAAGGAGGCCACUGCCAACUGCAAGACUGUUCUGACAUGAUUCCUUUUUUUUCCUAGCAAAUGUUUUUGUGAUAUAUAUAUAUAUAUACAAUAAAAGAACAAAUGUGAUCAUAGUUAUAUAUAAAUUAAAAUGUGAAUAUCUUUGGAA
This is a messenger RNA of Scylla paramamosain (green mud crab), 1974 nucleotides long. Its product is annotated as carbohydrate sulfotransferase 11-like. Gene Ontology annotation, biological process: carbohydrate biosynthetic process. Gene Ontology annotation, cellular component: membrane. Gene Ontology annotation, molecular function: sulfotransferase activity. The record is from RefSeq and is a predicted model, not a curated record. The transcript is spliced from 7 exons. Lineage: Eukaryota; Metazoa; Arthropoda; Malacostraca; Decapoda; Portunidae. The coding region runs from base 615 to 1883 and encodes 422 amino acids.